Messenger RNA from Malus domestica (apple), 2247 nucleotides. RefSeq names its product mechanosensitive ion channel protein 10-like. The record is from RefSeq and is a predicted model, not a curated record. Gene Ontology annotation, biological process: transmembrane transport; monoatomic anion transport; detection of mechanical stimulus. Gene Ontology annotation, molecular function: mechanosensitive monoatomic ion channel activity. Lineage: Eukaryota; Viridiplantae; Streptophyta; Magnoliopsida; Rosales; Rosaceae. Gene Ontology annotation, cellular component: plasma membrane.
AUGGAGGUCCAGAAGAGCAACACAGACCAUGUAGUAGUCACCAUAGACCAACCAAACCCUAAACUCAAACAGUCACCCCAGGCAGACCCUAAUAUUUCAAUCCCACAACCCUUAUCAAGUGCAAAAACCCUUAGACGCCUAAACUUUUCGAAGCCCCGGUCACGGUUUGAGGAGAUUAAGUACCCUUUGCCACCAAAAACAAUUCAUGAAUCUGAACAACUCCAGCCCUUAAACCCCUAUCAGGACAACAACUCGUCCACAGAUGAAGAAGACGAUGAAGACUGGUAUGAAAAUGAAGAAGACGAAGAAGAAAAUAACGAUGACAAGCAAGGAAAGCACCUAAAGAGAAGGAAGAGAAAGAUAAACAAGCGAGCUGUAAUUGAGUGGACUUUGUUUCUCAUAAUAAUGACUUGCUUGGUAUGCUCUCUACGCCUAGAUUCUCUUAAAAACAACGUGAAAUGGGGUUUGGAGAUAUGGAAAUGGUGUGUAAUGGUCAUGGUUAUGUUUUGUGGGCGUUUAGUUUCUGGUUGGGUUGUGGGGUUUCUUGUCUUUAUCAUAGAGCGAAACUUCAUGCUUAGAGAAAAGGUACUUUACUUUGUGUUUGGUUUGAGAAAGAGUUUCCAAAAUUGUGCUUGGUUAGGCCUAGUUUUAGUUGCUUGGAUGAUCAUGUUCCCUGACAAGCACAACAAGGUCCUCAAGAAAAUCUUUUGUGCUCUUAUCGCGGUGUUGAUCGGAGCCACGAUAUGGCUGCUUAAGAUCUUCCCUAUCUGGGCCUCCACUAGACGAGGACGAAAGGGAGCUUCCACAGCGUCGUUUUCAGGCGUCGAAGUCGUUCCUGCAAGGCUGCGAGACAAGUCUCAUGCGGUUUCAAGGUCCUACAGGCGAGAAGGGUCGAGGAGGAUUGACAUGGAGAAACUUAGAAGGUUGAGCAUGGCGAGUAGAGCAACGGCGUGGAGCGUGAAGAGGCUUGUAAACUACGUUAGGUCUUCGGGAUUGUCGACGAUUUCGAGAACUAUAGAUGAUUUUGGAAAUGCAGAGUCGGAGAUUACAAGUGAAUGGGAGGCCAGAAAUAGUGCUCAAAGGAUUUUCAAGAAUGUUGCUAAGCCUGGUGCUAAAUACAUAGAAGAGGAUGAUUUACUACGGUUCUUGAAGAGUGAUGAAAUUCACACCAUAUUUCCUCUCUUUGAAGGAGCGAUUGAAACGGGAAAAGUUACAAAGUCGUCCUUUAGAAAUUGGGUGGUGCAUGCCUAUAUUGAGCGUAAAGCAUUGGCUCACUCCUUGAAUGAUACCAAGACUGCUGUCCAUCAACUUCACAAGUUGGCGAGUGCAAUCGUAAUUGUGAUCAUAACUGUGGUGACUCUUUUGGUGAUGGGUCUGGCCACAACUAAGGUGAUCUUUGUUGUUACUUCUCAACUGCUGCUUGUGGGAUUCAUGUUCCAGAACAUGUGCAAAACUGUGUUCGAGUCUAUCAUCUUCGUUUUUGUGAUGCAUCCAUUUGAUGUUGGUGAUCGUUGUGUGGUGGAUGGAGUUCAGAUGGUUGUAGAAGAGAUGAACAUUUUGUCAACCGUUUUCUUAAGAUACGACAAUGAAAAAAUAUUCUACCCCAAUUCUGUGCUUCUUACAAAGCCUAUUAGCAAUUUCAGAAGGAGUCCAGAUAUGGCUGACAGUAUUGAUUUCACAAUUGAUGUCUCUACUCCAGUUGAUGAUGUUUCUGCACUCAAGAAGGCCAUACAAUUAUAUAUUGACAGCAAGCCAAAGUAUUGGUCCUCAAAACACUCGGUCAUAGUGAAGGAGAUUGAGAAUGUGGACAAGAUGAAAAUGAUGCUGUGUGUUCAACACACCAUGAACCAUCAAAAUUAUGGGGAAAAGAGUGCUCGAAGAUCAGAGCUAGUGUUUGAACUGAAGAAGAUUUUCCAAAAUCUUGGCAUAAAGUACCAUCUUCUUCCUCAAGAAGUAAACCUCCCGCAAUUCAACGCAAGCAAUGAGAGGUUAACCAUACCUUCUUAAUCACUACCAUUUUCCAUGAGGAGCCUGCAAAUUUACCCGCACUUCACUAUGUUAGACUUGCAUGUCGUUUGUAUGCCAAACUUAAUCAAGCAAACAUGAGAGAUACAACUAAUGGGGUUUUCAAGCAGUUGAAGUUUUAGUUUAAAAAUUAUUUGAAUGUGUUUACUGUAAAAGGAAGUUGUUGUGUUUUCAUUGCACUACAGUAAUGCUUAUUAAUACCAUCAUGAGGUUGGGAGUUCA